This is a messenger RNA of Triticum aestivum (bread wheat), 1627 nucleotides long. RefSeq names its product benzyl alcohol O-benzoyltransferase-like. The record is from RefSeq and is a predicted model, not a curated record. The transcript has a single exon. The coding region runs from base 31 to 1467 and encodes 478 amino acids. NCBI's taxonomy places the organism in Eukaryota, Viridiplantae, Streptophyta, Magnoliopsida, Poales, Poaceae.
ACCUGCAGAAACUUUUGUGCUCGUGGUUGCAUGCUGAUCGGGUCGAAAUACAGUAGUGACGACGAGAGAUCCUCUAUAAGAUUCAGCAUCAGGCGAUCACCUCAAAAACACACAGAGCAUCUGACCUACAGAACAGAGUCAGGCACACACGCACGCGGGGUGCAAAUUGCAAUGACGCCCACCUUCGCCGUGCGCCGGCGAGAACCAGUCCUCGUCGUCCCGGCCUCCCCGACACCCCGGGAAACAAAGCGCCUCUCCGACAUCGACAGCAAGGAGUCUCUGCGGGUGCUCAUGCCGGGCGUCUUCGUCUACCGCGGUGGCCCGGCGCGCGGCGACGACGACCCGGUGGACGUCAUCGGCCGAGCGCUGUCCGAGGCGCUGGUGCACUACUACCCCCUCGCCGGGCGCUUCAGGGAGGUGGAAGGUGGCAAGCUGGUCGUGGAGUGCACCGGCGAGGGCGUGCUGUUCGCGGAGGCCGACGCCGACGUGCGGCUGGCGGAGCUCGAGGAGGCUGCCGGUGGUGGUCAGGGGCUGACGCCGCCGUUCCCGUGCAUGGAUGAGCUCCUCCUCGACGUGGAUUGCUCCGGCGGUGGCGUGCUCACUUGGCCGUUGGUGGUGAUCCAGGCCACGCGGCUCCUCUGCGGCGGCUUCGUCUUCGGCAUGCGCAUCAACCACGCCAUGUGCGACGCCGCAGGAGUCUACCUGUUCAUGUCCGCCGUCGCCGACCUCGCCCGAGGGCUCCCCGCGCCGGCCGUCGCGCCUUCCUGGUCCCGCGGCCUCCUCGACGUGCCGCACACCAAGCACGACGUCGCGCCGCCCCUGCCGUUCCCGGCCCACGGAAGCGACGACACCGUCAUGCGUUCAUUCGUCUUCCGGCUCGCCGACAUCGCGUCGCUGAAGAAACGCCUCCACGUCCACGGUGCGCCGGUCGCGACGACGUUCGAGGUCCUCGCGGCGCUCCUCUGGCGCGCCCGCACGGUGGCGCUCGCACUCCCGGCGGGCGAGGUCGCGCGGCUGGGCAUCAUCGCGAGCUUCAGGAGGAACGCCGCCCUGCGGCUCCCCACGGGAUACUACGGCAACGCGUGCGUGCCGCUCAGAGCGUCGGCGCCCGCCGACGACAUGGGCGGGAGCUCGCUGGGCGACGUGGUGGAGAUGAUACAGAAGGCUAAGGCCACCGCCGUGCACGUCCGGUCGGCGGCCGACAUGUUGGCGCUGCACGGGCCGCCCCCGUUCGACUCGCCGAACAUGUUCCUCCUCUCCGACCUCCGGCACGUCGGGUUCCACCGCGUGGACUUCGGGUGGGGCGAGCCGGUGUAUGGCGGGCCGUCUCAGGUGCAUCUCGGGGGUACGUUCUUCGUGGCCGUCAAGGACGGUGACGGGGAGGACGCCGUGGCCGUGCCGGUCAUGCUGCCGAGGACGGCCAUGGGGCUGUUCGCGGCGGAGAUAGAAACCUCGCUGAAGGCUUGAUUAUACACCUGAAAAAUAAGCUGCGUCGACGUGCGUACGUAGUACUCUCCUAUUAAUAUGUCUUCUCCGAAAUAGAAAACCAGUUUUUUCACAGAUCUCAUGCUGCUUAUAUCUGAUAUUCUGAACUUCACCCACUCAUACUGCUUAUAUAUGAACUUCA